AACAUUCUAAGUUCAGGAAAAGAACUGUCGCCAAUACUUCCAGAUUUUACUUUUCCUAAUGAGAUGACACCGCCAUCUCUGGUCCAUCUUCCGGGCAGGCCCUACGAUGACCCAUCACUUCGCCAUGAUAGAAGCCAUUCAUCGACAUCCUUUCACAUUCCUCGAAAGGGUGUUGCCCCUCCCUCAUCAUCAAGCAGCCCAGAGGUAUCACCGUUGAACCUCGCUUCCGAUAAACAGACUCGCACCCGCACUUAUACGCCGUCUGAUAUGGAGACGAUUAAAGAACGAGUGGCAUCUGCCAUGAAUGAAGUGGAGGAAUUGCAAAAAAAGAUCAACGACAUUAUCGAGCGACAAAGUCUCUACACAGCGAGCAGACCAUCAACAGCCCAUUCAAUGGCUCGCACCUUGCCUGACGCGGCGGAAGUUCCUAUUCUUCCUGCGCUGCCACCAGCGGCGCCUUCAUUUGCUGAGCGCCUAAACACAAAGGUGUCGCUGCCCAACGCCUGGCCUGUGACAGCCUCUAUGCACAUCAGCCAGUUGGAAGAGUACGAGGAAACGCUCAAUAGUACGCAGUUUUCACAGCCGAUGCGAGAGGAGCAACCUCCCCCGUCGCCUCCACCGCCGCUCCCCCUAAGGCUCCGACCACUAACAACACCACCGCCACUACGGAAGAAGAAGUCAUUUUCGCGAUUCUCUACUUUGCUGGCUCAGGGGCCGCAGCGGGCCAGAAAUCAGAGCCUAGACUCUAUUACGAAUGCCCCGCGUCCUCUCAAAGGAAAUGAAGGAUACUAUCAGUGCGUAACACCGCCUAGACGGCCGGACAGGCGAAGCACCGACACUUUUGAUACGACGUCUUCUUGGUCGAUGUAUGAUGGAGACCGCAGUGUGCCAACGGCCUGGUCACCGCAGAGCACUCCAUCUAGGCAAGAAGAUGACGUUUUUCUCGACAGAAGCGCCACAUUUGGGAAAAACAGCAUCCGGGGGUCGAGUGCGGCGAAUGUUGGCCUCGCGAUGUGACAGGGCGGGCCUCGUACAUAAAUGCGCGAUGUUACUAAUGUAUAUACAUAUUACUCAUGUGCUGG
Trichoderma virens Gv29-8 is the source of this 1082-nucleotide messenger RNA. RefSeq lists its product as uncharacterized. NCBI's taxonomy places the organism in Eukaryota, Fungi, Ascomycota, Sordariomycetes, Hypocreales, Hypocreaceae. The coding region runs from base 64 to 1017 and encodes 317 amino acids. The transcript is spliced from 2 exons. The record is from RefSeq and is a predicted model, not a curated record.